Saccostrea cuccullata (small rock oyster) is the source of this 517-nucleotide messenger RNA. Its product is annotated as perlucin-like. Gene Ontology annotation, molecular function: signaling receptor activity. Lineage: Eukaryota; Metazoa; Mollusca; Bivalvia; Ostreida; Ostreidae. The record is from RefSeq and is a predicted model, not a curated record. Bases 47 to 517 code for a protein of 156 amino acids. The transcript is spliced from 5 exons.
UAGAACACAAUCGUUUAUGGUAUACAUAUAAUAGUGAUCACCGGAAAUGUGGAGCAAAUCAUUCAUUUACAUUACCUGCCUAAUCUCUCUAGGUUUUGGGUGCCCGGGGGGUUGGAUUCCUCAUGGAGACUCUUGUUAUCAUACCUCAAAUGAAGAUGAAUCCUGGAUGGAUGCAAUGAAAAUGUGUGAAUUCCAUGGCGGACACCUUGCACAUAUUAUGGACAGAGACACUAAUGCAUUCAUAGUGUCUCUGCUACAAAAAUCACACAGCUCCUCCUUCUGGAUAGGAGGAUCUGAUUGGACGAUAGAAGGCACAUGGGUAUGGGAACCAAUCGGAUUGAAAUUCAAUUUCACCAAUUUUGCUCAUGGAAGGCCUAACAAUAUGAAUGGGGAAAACUGUCUGUCAAUAAGACUGGCGAACCGUCAAUGGGACGACGAUGAUUGUGAUGAACAUCGGCCAUAUGUCUGUGAAAAAAGGCGAAUCUCUAUAUCCAAGUCUUGUUGGUUGACUGAUUAA